CGGUACGGAUUUCACUGUUGUAAUGAGUAACCUUAUGGUGAAAACUAUAUCCCAGGAAAAUCCCUUAUGGGUAUCUUGGCAUGACACUCAAAUGAUGGCUUCUUUAAGUCCACAAAAUGUUAUGGAUUAUUUUUGUCGCAAAUCGAAUCCAUUUUACGAUCGUAUGUGUAAUAAUGAAAAUAUACGCAUGCAACGUUUGGGAUUGGAAAAUUUAAAUAAUAUGGUGGGCCUGGAAUAUAUUUUACUGCAUGUCCAUGAACCGAUUUUGUAUGUUAUUCGUAAGCAACAUCGUCACAGCCCAACCGACGCUCUGCCUAUAGCAGAUUAUUAUAUUAUCGGUGGUAUGGUGUAUAAAGCUCCAGAUUUGGCUAACGUUAUAAAUUCCAGAAUUUUGUCGACAGUCACAAAUUUACAACUUGCCUUUGAGGAAGCUAGUAGCUAUUCCAGAUACCAUCCUAACAAAGGUUACACUUGGGAUUUUACAUCAAACAAAGCUCUAUCUGAUAAAUCUAAAGCUGCCGCAAAAAAAGAUGCAACGUCUAAUAAAGAAGAGAGUGGCACCGUUUUUCAAAUGCAACGUGUUGACAUGCUGCUGGCUGAAUUAUUGCGGAAAUUCCCGCCACCAGUACCGCCAAAUCUACAUCAGCAACAAUUGCAACAGACGGGACCACAAUCCAACGCUAAUGUCCAAGAACAUAAUGCCGCAGCAUCCGAUUCGAAUGCGAACACUAUUAGUUCUAGUAAUGGCACUACUUCCGAGGCAAGUCCGGUAACAGCACUGGGUGUUGAAAUUAAGCAGGAAAUGAUUGACAUGAAACCCCCACCCGAGAAGAGAGCCAAACAGAAUUAAAAAUUUCAAUUCAUUUUAUUCAUUUUGAAUAUUGAAAGGAGGAAAACAAUAAAUAAUUUUUUCCCAAGUUUUUUGGUUAACCAGCAAUGAUUCGUUGUCUCUUCCUCUGAAUCAAUGUAAAGUAUGGUUUAAAAAAAAAUUAAAAAUGAUCAAUAAAAAAAAUCUUAUCAAGAUUCGC
Molecule: messenger RNA, 1028 nt
Organism: Glossina fuscipes
Lineage: Eukaryota; Metazoa; Arthropoda; Insecta; Diptera; Glossinidae
Gene: MED6
Product: mediator of RNA polymerase II transcription subunit 6
Exons: 4
Coding region: 23-850 (275 amino acids)
Biological process (GO): regulation of transcription by RNA polymerase II
Cellular component (GO): core mediator complex; mediator complex
Molecular function (GO): transcription coactivator activity
Source: RefSeq, a predicted model, not a curated record